GUAAGGGGAGGGGGGGGGGAGGAGCGGCGGAGGCGGAAGCCAUGUUGGAGCUUCACCCGGAGCGAGGGGCUGCGGGCGUUCUCCUCUCCCCGUGGGUGUGACCGGGGCUCGGCGCAGCGCGGCUGCGAGGGGCGGGGACGGUUAGCCGGGUCGUCGCCGUCGUUGGCGGCGGCGGCGGCGGCGGCGGCGUGAGGGGAGCGGCGGCCGCAGCGUGGAGCCGGGCGAUUGUGACCUCCGGGGGAGCAGGGGUCCGGCCGCGGCUUCCCACUCUCCGUGUGGCCCCCUGAGCGCCCCCCCUCCCCGGCCCGGGAGGGAGGCGGGGGGCACCCGGGCCCGCCAUGAACCCCGGCUUCGAUCUGUCCCGCCGGAACCCGCAGGAGGACUUCGAGCUGAUUCAGCGCAUCGGUAGCGGCACCUACGGCGACGUCUACAAGGCACGGAAUGUUAACACUGGUGAAUUGGCAGCAAUUAAAGUAAUAAAGUUGGAACCAGGUGAAGACUUUGCAGUUGUGCAGCAAGAAAUUAUUAUGAUGAAAGACUGUAAACACCCAAAUAUUGUUGCUUAUUUUGGAAGCUAUCUCAGGCGAGAUAAACUUUGGAUAUGCAUGGAGUUUUGUGGAGGUGGCUCUUUACAGGAUAUUUAUCAUGUAACGGGACCUCUGUCAGAAUUGCAAAUUGCAUAUGUUAGCCGAGAAACACUACAGGGACUAUACUAUCUUCACAGUAAAGGAAAAAUGCACAGAGAUAUAAAGGGAGCUAACAUUCUGUUAACGGAUAAUGGUCAUGUGAAAUUGGCUGAUUUUGGAGUAUCUGCACAGAUAACAGCUACCAUUGCCAAACGGAAGUCUUUCAUUGGUACACCAUAUUGGAUGGCUCCAGAAGUCGCAGCCGUUGAGAGGAAAGGGGGGUACAAUCAGCUCUGUGAUCUCUGGGCAGUGGGGAUCACCGCCAUAGAACUUGCUGAGCUCCAGCCUCCUAUGUUUGACUUACACCCAAUGAGAGCAUUAUUUCUAAUGACAAAAAGCAAUUUUCAGCCUCCUAAACUAAAGGAUAAAGUGAAGUGGUCAAAUAGUUUUCAUCAUUUUGUGAAAAUGGCACUUACCAAAAACCCAAAAAAAAGACCAACAGCUGAAAAGUUAUUACAGCAUCCGUUUGUCACACAACCUUUGACACGGUCUUUGGCAAUCGAACUAUUGGAUAAAGUGAAUAAUCCUGAUCAUUCCACUUACCAUGAUUUUGAUGAUGAUGAUCCUGAGCCUCUUGUUGUUGUGCCACAUAGAAUUCAUUCAACAAGUAGAAACGUGAGAGAAGAAAAAACACGCUCGGAGAUCAACUUUGGCCAAGUAAAAUUUGAUCCACCCUUAAGGAAAGAGACAGAACCACAUCAUGAACUUCCCGACAGUGAUGGUUUUUUGGACAGUUCAGAAGAAAUAUACUACACUGCAAGAUCUAAUCUGGAUCUACAACUAGAAUAUGGACAAGGACACCAAGGUAGUUACUUUUUAGGUACAAACAAGAGUCUUCUGAAGUCUGUUGAAGAAGAAUUACAUCAGCGAGGGCAUGUGGCACAUUUAGAAGAUGAUGAAGGGGAUGAUGAUGAAUCUAAACAUUCAACCAUGAAAGCAAAAGUUCCACCUCCUUUGCCACCAAAGCCUAAGUCCAUAUUCAUACCCCAGGAAAGUCAUUCUACUGAGGAUGAUAAUCAAGGAACAAUCAAGAGAUGUCCCAUGUCAGAGAGUCCAGCUAAACCAUCCCAAGUCCCACCUAGACCACCACCUCCCAGAUUACCUCCACAAAAGCCUAUUGCUUUAGGAAAUGGAGUGGGCUCCUUCCAGUUAAAUGGUGAACGAGAUGGAUCGUUAUAUCAACAACAGAAUGAACAUAGAGGAACAAACCUUUCAAGGAAAGAAAAGAAAGAUGUACCAAAGCCUAUUAGUAACGGUCUACCCCCAACACCUAAAGUGCAUAUGGGUGCUUGUUUUUCAAAGGUUUUUAAUGGGUGUCCCUUGAAAAUUCACUGUGCAACAUCAUGGAUAAACCCCGAUACCAGAGAUCAGUACUUGAUAUUUGGUGCCGAAGAAGGGAUUUAUACCUUGAAUCUUAAUGAACUUCAUGAAACAUCAAUGGAACAGCUAUUUCCCCGAAGGUGUACAUGGUUGUAUGUAAUGAACAAUUGCUUAUUAUCAAUAUCUGGUAAAGCUUCUCAGCUUUAUUCCCAUAAUUUACCAGGGCUUUUUGAUUAUGCAAGACAAAUGCAAAAGUUACCUGUUGCUAUUCCAGCACACAAACUCCCUGACAGAAUACUGCCAAGGAAAUUUGCUGUAUCAGCAAAAAUCCCUGAAACCAAGUGGUGUCAGAAGUGUUGUGUUGUGAGAAAUCCUUACACAGGUCAUAAAUACCUAUGCGGGGCACUUCAGACUAGCAUUGUUCUAUUGGAAUGGGUUGAACCAAUGCAGAAAUUCAUGUUAAUUAAGCACAUAGAUUUUCCUAUACCCUGUCCACUUAGAAUGUUUGAAAUGCUGGUGGUUCCUGAACAGGAGUACCCAUUAGUUUGUGUUGGUGUCAGUAAAGGGAGAGACUUCAACCAGGUGGUUCGAUUUGAAACAGUCAAUCCAAAUUCUACCUCUUCGUGGUUUACAGAAUCAGAUACUCCACAGACAAGUGUUACUCACGUAACCCAACUGGAGAGAGAUACCAUUCUUGUGUGCUUGGAUUGUUGUAUAAAAAUAGUAAAUCUCCAAGGAAGAUUAAAAUCUAGCAGAAAAUUAUCAUCAGAACUCACCUUUGAUUUCCAGAUUGAAUCAAUAGUUUGCCUACAAGACAGUGUGCUAGCUUUCUGGAAACAUGGAAUGCAAGGUAGAAGUUUUAGAUCUAAUGAGGUCACACAAGAAAUUUCAGAUAGCACAAGAAUUUUCAGACUGCUUGGAUCUGACAGGGUCGUAGUUUUGGAAAGUAGGCCAACUGAUAACCCCACAGCAAAUAGCAAUUUAUACAUCCUGGCGGGACAUGAAAACAGUUACUGAGAAACGUGCUUUGACAGUUAACUAUGAAGAAGGAACACUACCGCUGCAACACUAAUGGAUGCUUGAAGCUGUACGGAGGCUGCAGUGACCUGGCUCGUUACUUGUAAUUUAUUGUGGCAUGAGACAAGAUGGGGAAAGCUUUUGUUUUAAGUGGUAUGGAUAUAUUUAGCAUAUUGAACCACACAAGUGCUUAAUUCAUUGUUAUGUAAUCUUUGUACAUAUAGGCAGUAUUUUUCUGUAAAACUUCAUAUUGCUAAAGACAUACACUAAGAAUUUAUGUAGAUAAUGUACUUUUAUGAGAUGUACAAGUGUCUUAUCUGUACAAAUGUAAAUGUUGAUGAAAAUGCAGUUGGGGUUAAUAUUUUAAGAAUUCUUUAGUAUACUCUUGGUGUGACUAUAUUACAAAAUGGGAUGCUGGCAAUGAAAUAGUACAUUUAACACUAUUGUAUUUUUAUUAUAUGUAAUUUAGUAAUAUGAAUAUAAAUCUUGUAACUUUUAAAGUUAUUAUGGAGGCUGUAAUCAUUUUAUAAUCUUGUUUUUUAAUUUUAAUGCAAGUACACUGGUGUUUAUAUUUGCACAAAGUAUUGAUAUGUGAUGUAGUAAGUCACAAAAGUAAGCUGUGACAUUGUCAAUAUGCAUUUGGCUCCACAACAUCUUUUUUAAAUGUAUUUGGAUUGUUUUCUAUGUGAAACAAACCAAUUAACCACCUGUUGUAGUAACUGGUCUUUUUAUAUUUAAGCAGAAUCUGUAAGAUUGCUUGUCUGUGCUUAAAAACAAUACCUUUGAAAAAAUUUUGAGUCACAGAAUAGCGGUACCAUGAUAUAACACAGCAGUUGUCUGAAUUACAGUAUGCACAAAGAAUAAAUUAGCAUUAUUAAAGAGUCCACACUAAACAUUUCAUAUAAUCACAUUGAAGAACUGUAACAUUCCAUAGAGUGAAGUGGUUCAAAUUUCUAGUGGAAUUUUUACUUUUGUUGGCCUUAUUUUAUGAUCAUUUUCCUAUUUCUUUUGAUUUAGAGUUUAACACAUGGCCAAAAUAAUUUAGUUACUACCUCAUAUAAACAGUAUAAUGGUUACUACACAUCACAGGAACUUAGUUUGGGUUCAAGUCAUUUUUUAUUGCUUUCUUCCAAUGGAAUGUGUAUAUACCAAGUUUUAGCGAAAUGCACGCUCUGGGCUCUGUUUUCGUAUAUGGUCUUGAUAGUUUAACUAGGGGCCCAGUGCGCGGAUUUGUGCACCUUGAAAGGAACUGUGGGUCGCGAGGCUGCGUUGGGCACAGGGGCGGGUCUCUGCUCAUCCUCUGCGCCCUGGCCUGGCCUGGCCCCUGCUGCCGUAGCCCUGGGUCCCCUGUCUGCCGCCGCCGCUCCCACACACUGAUGGCGCGGAGCAAUUGGGGCUGGCGCUGUCACCAGGUGCGAGCGGUGGCUGCUGCCCCAAUUGCCUCAGGAGCAGGGGGAGAUGGAGAAGCCUCAGGGGCAAUCAGGGCCGGCAGCCAUGACUCACACCCGUCGAUGGCGCCGAGUGAUCGGGACUGGUGCUGGGCACCGGCAGCAGGUCCGAGCAGUGGCUCCGGUGCUGGCUGCAGGUGCGAGCGGGGCCGGCGCUGGCAGUGGGUGUGAGCGCCAGGCAGGACCACGGUUCGCAAGGAGCAAAGAAUUUUCAGUAACCACCAGAGGCUCGCCCUGAUGACAGUGACUGGCACCCCACCUCGGUCUGGCGCCCCCGCUCACCUGCUCCACCAUCCCGCCGUGGCCGAUGCCCGCCAUGUUCUGCACGCGCACUCUGGUGGUCAGGACACGUCAUAGCGACCGGUUGUUCGGUUGUUCCACUGUUCGGUCUAUUUGCAUAUUAGCCUUUUAUUAUAUAGGAUGUGAGUAUAUACACUAAGAACAAACUAAGUUGUGACUUAUGGUCUUCAUUUAUUUUAAUUGACAAUGCUUUUAAAUAUGUUCCUGAUUGUACAUAGUGUAAAAUAAACAUGUUUUUUUAACAUGC
This is a messenger RNA of Eptesicus fuscus (big brown bat), 5018 nucleotides long. RefSeq names its product mitogen-activated protein kinase kinase kinase kinase 3 (gene MAP4K3). The record is from RefSeq and is a predicted model, not a curated record. Lineage: Eukaryota; Metazoa; Chordata; Mammalia; Chiroptera; Vespertilionidae. The transcript is spliced from 34 exons. The coding region runs from base 339 to 3023 and encodes 894 amino acids. Gene Ontology annotation, biological process: protein phosphorylation. Gene Ontology annotation, molecular function: ATP binding; MAP kinase kinase kinase kinase activity.